Molecule: messenger RNA, 2414 nt
Organism: Magallana angulata
Lineage: Eukaryota; Metazoa; Mollusca; Bivalvia; Ostreida; Ostreidae
Exons: 2
Coding region: 216-1352 (378 amino acids)
Cellular component (GO): Golgi apparatus
Molecular function (GO): antiporter activity
Source: RefSeq, a predicted model, not a curated record
CAUCUUUGAUCCAUUCAGAACUUUAUGGAACCCUAUAGUAUAAAUCUUGUGAAUGUUGUAUUUGUUUGACAAAACAUACCGUACAUGAACUUGUAAAACAUUUACACUGUACAUGGAUUUCUAUUUACUGAUUUUUUUGAUCUGCCAGAGCCUGUUGCUAUUACAUUUGUGAAAAUCUUGAUUACUGGUAAUGAAAAUUUUCUUUUUCAGUUGUAAUGACAAACUUAAUUGGUUACUUGGAAAAAUGUCUCACAGAAUCGGGUUUGCGAGGAACUGUUGCUGCAGUUAUGUACGGCACAUGUUCUGUUUCCAUGGCAUUUAUAAACAAGGCUUUGAUGACAACACUUGAAUUUGAUUUUCCUGUAUUCAUCAUGGUGAUUCAGAUGGUGUUCACCAUUACGCUUCUGGAGGGGUUGUCAUGUGUUAAUCUGAUAAAUUUGCCCAGAUACACCAUACAGCGAGGAAAGUCGUUUGCAUUACCUGCCUUUUUUUAUGGAGUCAACUCAGUCUUAGGCUUGAGUGCUCUAAGUCACAUGAAUGUUGCCAUGUAUGGAGUUCUAAAACGAUGUGUACCGUUAGUGACAAUGUUUUUAUCUGUUGUUGUUCUAAAGAAGUCGCAUCCUACUCGGGCAACAACUCUAUCUGUGAUUCUUUUGACCAUGGGUUGUGUUGUAGCAGGUUAUGGAGAUCUGAAAUUUAACUGGCUAGCAUAUACAUGUGGAGCAUUGAGCAACCUUUCACAAUCACUGUACCUUCUGCUUGUUCAGCGGUACUGUGAGAAAGACAUCAGCACUGUGGAAACGCUCCAGCUUAACAGCGUGAACACCCUGCCUUUUCUGACACUGUACAUGUUUCUGAAUGGCGAAGUAUUCCAAGUCACCAAGUACACCACAGACAGUCCACUGUCCUUCUUUGUGAUAUUCCUCCUGGCGAUCAGCAUGGGGUGCCUCUUGAACUACACGUUAUUUCUGUGUACCAGCCUGACUUCGGCCCUCACUACCAGUGUUGUGGGGGGCCUGAAGGCUAUGGUACAGACCCUGUUUGGUCUGUUUACUUUUGGGGGGAUCAGCCACAACUACCCCACCUACAUCGGUAUAUCUAUGAACCUGUCGGGGGGUGUUUGGUACAUCUAUGAGAAGUACUCCGAGGGACAGCGUUCUGGUGCGGGGUCCACCACCCUCAAAAAGAUAACAAGUCUCUCUACUGCUGAAGAUUUCCACAGACUGAAGACUUCAUCACAACAAACAACAAGGCCUCCUGGUCUACAGUCCAUUCUAGAAGAAUCUCAACCAAGGCAUCCGCCACAUUCCAAUACUGAAAGUACUGUGAUCUCAUUUGAACAAACAAAGUGAUAUAUAUAUGUUUUAAAGUAUAGAGCAUUAUUUACAUGUAUUUCAGACAACAAGAGUCAUUUUUCUAUGCAUUCAUACAUUUACAUGUAUUUUUACAUCAUCCUUGAUCUUAUGAAGUCCAUUCCAAUAAUGCUGUACAAUUCAUAAUGUAAAAUAAUCUAAAUUUACACAUUUUUUAAGUGAUCUGAUUUACUUGAGCAUGUUGAGGGGGCUUUUGAAAUGACUGGAUGUUUGUUUUAAUGUUUUUUAUUUUUUUCCAGAAAUUACUUGCAAUAACCAUUUUGAACUGUAUCUUUAGCAAAGGGAAUUCUUGCCCACUCUCCAGCUUUCAGCUGUGCCUUAAAAAAAUCUCUCUAUUCAAGACAUCGAACUACAUUGCAACAAUUGAGUAUAUUAAACUGUAUACAGGGAAAUAUUUAUCCUCGUUUUAUUUUUCGCACUUUUUGCUCUCGUUGUCAGUGGGCGGAUUUAAAACUGGGCGAAUUCCAAUGUCUCAAAUUAUCUUUCUUUGAACACAGUAAUGUAAGACGGGGCAUAACAUCGUGUGCUAUUAGAGAGAUCUUAUGGUCAAUGCUUUAAUGUUUUGAAAUCCUCUCUUCAUCCAAGAAAUAAGCAAACUGAUUAAUUCAACUUUCUUCGUCUGUGAUAACAUUACGAAUCAAUUAUAAAAGAUGAGCGACACAAAAUGGGCGUGUCUUGUGGCAUAACCGAACACGUUUUUGGCAGCGUCGCGUAGUAAUACAUAGAGCGUGCUACAUGAAAAAAUAGUGGUUUUAAAAUGUUGCUUUAAUGGGUAGAAAUUAGAAAUGAUAUAAAUACAAGUAAUUAGGAAUUAUGAAGUUAUUAUUUUGGUGUGAGCGUGGUCAAAUCUAUCACAAAGCCCUUUUGGCUUUAUUGGAUUUGACCAAAACCCGACCAAAAUUAUCACCUCACCUCAUAAUACCCAAAGAUUGAUUCCUUAUUCCUUAAAUACUAGUAAGGGAAAGGGACUUCAACUAAUACUGAAGAAUACUAUGGCAAUAUUAUAUAAAUAGUGCCUGUUUGGGAGGGUAACAGUUGAAA